This is a messenger RNA of Cololabis saira (Pacific saury), 2402 nucleotides long. RefSeq names its product threonine synthase-like 1. The record is from RefSeq and is a predicted model, not a curated record. Gene Ontology annotation, molecular function: pyridoxal phosphate binding. Lineage: Eukaryota; Metazoa; Chordata; Actinopteri; Beloniformes; Belonidae. Gene Ontology annotation, cellular component: cytoplasm. The coding region runs from base 143 to 2311 and encodes 722 amino acids. The transcript has 5 exons. Gene Ontology annotation, biological process: amino acid metabolic process.
UGUUCCUGUCACGGUUAAAAUAUAAUUCCUGGAUAUAAUAAUCCAUUCACCCAUAUACAUUAAUAUAUAACUCAUUAAUAGAGUUAAAAGGUGGAGAACAGUCAUUUCACAGGAGACACGGCUGCUCCUGUUCGAUUCCUGAAUGGGUUUACUGAAUGCAAGUCAGCUUGCAGCCAAAACUGCUACAUGCUUUCUGCACCGUCUUUCAAAGUCAUGGGUUUCCACCAAAACCUGCCUCCCGAGGGACAAGAACAUCGUGCUCAUGGGCCUCCCCGGGGCAGGAAAGACCACCGUGGGGAAGAUAGUGGCCCAGAAACUUGGCCUGCCUGCCGUGGACAUCGAUGACGACGUCUUGGAGACGCAGUGGAAGAUGCCCGUGGCUGCCAAGCUGGCUGCGGUGGGCGCCGAGCAUUUCCUGGAGGAAGAAGGUCGGGUGUUGUGUAACUUUUCUGCCUCUGGGUGCGUGGUGUCCCUGACGGGCUCCAACCCCCUCCACGCCGAGGCCAUGCAGCACGUGAAGCGCAGCGGGCUGGUGGUCUACCUGGACGUGGACAGUGAGGACAUCGUUCACAGACUCAGCAGGAUGAAGGUGAACAGGAUAGUGGGCCAGGAAGCGGGUGUGUCCAUGAGAGAUAUUCUGCUGUACAGGAAGCAGUUUUAUGAGAAGUGGUUGGACGUGCGGGUGCUGUGUGGGACCGGAGACACGGAGGGGGAAGUAGCGGAGAAGGUGCUGAAGGCCGUGGAGAGAUACGAGAAGCACGAUGAGGAAAUGUACGCGUCAACCAGGUGUGACGGCUCCAGACUGUCGGAGCAGAAGAGACACUUCAGCGACGUGGUGGUGGAGGGUCUGGCCCCGGAUGGAGGACUGUACGUUCCCCUGAACGGCUUCCCCAGGUUUAGUGAGCGUGAGUGGCUGAGGUUAGUGUCCAUGUCCUACCCAGAACGGGCUUCGGUUUUACUGGAACGCUGCAUCCACCCGCUGGACGUCCCUGCCCUGGAUCUGAGAGCCAUGACCUCCAGGGCGUACGGGUCAAACUUCUCCAGCGACAGAGUCGCACCGGUGAAGCAUCUGGUGGACAACCAGUACGUGCUGGAGCUUUUCCACGGCCCCACCGCCUCGUUCAAGGACCUGGCCCUGCAGCUGAUGCCCCAGCUGUUCUCCUUCUGCCUCCCGCCCAUGUGCAACUACCUGGUCCUGGUGGCCACGUCUGGGGACACGGGCAGCGCCGUGCUCAGCGGCUUCGGCGGGCUGAGCGCGGGCGACGGGCGGCGCACCGGCGUGCUGGUGUUCUUCCCGGAGGACGGCGUGAGCCGCAUCCAGAAGCUGCAGAUGACGAGUUUUGGGGACGGCAACGCCCGGGCCGUCGGCGUGCGGUCGGACUUCGACUUCUGCCAGAGGAGCAUCAAGAGGAUGUUUGGGGAGGCCGGGCUCGCCGGGCAUCUGGCCGUGGAGUACGGGACGGUGCUCAGCACCGCCAACUCCAUCAACUGGGCGCGGCUGCUGCCGCAGGUGGUCUAUCAUUCCUCCUGUUACCUGGACCUCUGCAGAGACGGCGUCAUCAAGUUCGGGGAUCCCGUUGAUCUCUGCAUCCCUACCGGUAACUUUGGCAACGCCAUUUCCGCCAUCUAUGCCAAGGAAAUGGGCAUCCCGAUCAGAAAAGUCAUCUGUGCGUCCAACCACAACCGCGUGGUGGCCGACUUCAUGUCCACGGGCGAGUACGACCUGCGGGGACGGCCAAUGCUGCUCUCUCACUCCCCGGCCAUCGACAUCCUCAAGUCCUCCAACCUGGAGAGGUUCGUCCAUCACGUUUCUGGCAGAAACAGCGGCCUCGUCCAGGACCUGUUCACUCGGCUGGACUCGCAGGAGCACUUUCAGGUCCCCGUGCCUCUCCUCGGCAAGAUGCAGCAGGAGGUUCUGGCCGGCUGGUGUUCUGAGGACGACUGCUUGGCCGCCAUCCGCAGCGUCCACGGGCAGACGGGUUACGUCAUGGACCCGCACACUGCGGUGGCCAAAGUGGUGGCCGACCGGCUGCAGGACGGCUCGUGCCCCGUGGUGCUUUGUUCCACCGCUCACUACGGGAAGUUCGCCCCCGCCGUGUUCAAAGCUUUACGGAUCCAGAAUGUUCCUCAGGAGCCUGGAGAACAGCUGAGGGAGUUGGACGCGGCUGCGUCCGGCCCGCCGGCGCACAGGAGCAUGGAGGAACGGCUGAAGAGCGGAGGGAGGGAACACGUGGUUCGCCAGGCCGACUACGGCGGGUUGGUGGAGGAGGUGGAGAGCAUGAUUCACCACUGCUUUUUGAAGGCCAUGUAGAAGGAAACAUUUAUCUUAAAUGAUGAUUAACUUCAAGUAAAUAGUAAAAAAAAAAUCUUAUCUUCGUCUCAUCCAAAGAUGUAAAAAUAAA